CAGUCACUACUUCCGCAUCGUCGUUGUGUUCAUUUGUGAUUGGAAGUGGAGUUAGGUGAAGUGUCCUCACAGCAAUGGAAACAUAAGGACUCAUAUUUAACAUUUUAACCUUCUGAAUAAUAUCGUAAGCCCGUAAUUUGGUACAUAUAUUUGGACACACCAGGAGGUUAGAGCACAGGCUGUGUGUCAAUAAAGGAUAGGAAAGGAGCAAGCCAGCUAGCUUCUGAGCUAGCCCCUGCAGGUGGUCUGUCUGUCAGUGGGUGUAGGGUAGGUAACCUGAUGGAAAAUGGAUUUCCUCUGUACAAUAGUUCAAGCCCUCGUCGCACUGGCAGCUGUAGGUUUCAUCGUGUUGCUCGUAAUAGCACACUUAACCGCAGGGAUGGUGGACCUGACACGCCAUGAGAAGGAGAAAUACUUUCUCACCGCCACCGGAGAGAAGCGGCUCUUCCCCAGUCUGCAUGAUCCCCAUUCCAGGGAGCUCUCUGUGGUGGUCCCAGCCUACAAUGAGGAGCUCCGAUUACCAGUGAUGAUGGAUGAAGCUAUGGAGUACUUGGAAAACAGGCAGAAACAAAACCCCUCUUUUACCUAUGAGGUCAUCGUGGUGGAUGAUGGCAGCAAAGACAAAACCACAGAGGUUGCUUUGCGGUACACUAGGAAGUACAGUGCUGAUAAAGUGCGCGUCCUGACGCUGGUGAAGAACAGAGGGAAAGGAGGAGCUGUGCGGAUGGGAACUCUGAGCUCCAGAGGGAAAGUCAUUCUGAUGGCAGAUGCUGAUGGAGCCACAAAGUUUUCUGACAUUGAGAAAGUGGAGGCUGGACUCAAUGACCUCAACCCCAAACCGGAGAACAUGGCAAUUUCAUGUGGAUCCAGAGCUCACCUAGAGAAAGACUCUGUAGCUCAGCGGUCUUUGUUUCGUACGUUCCUUAUGUAUGGCUUCCACUUCCUGGUGUGGUUCUUUUGCGUGAAGGGGAUCAAGGACACUCAGUGUGGCUUCAAGCUUUUCACACGUGAGGCUGCACUCAAGACCUUCUCCUCUCUCCAUGUAGAGCGAUGGGCUUUUGAUGUGGAGCUCCUGUAUAUUGCCCAGUGUUUUAAAAUCCCCAUAGCCGAGGUGGCAGUCAACUGGACUGAAAUAGAAGGGUCCAAGCUGGUACCGUUUUGGAGCUGGCUGCAGAUGGGACGAGACCUGGUUUUCAUUCGCCUGCGCUACAUCACCGGAGCCUGGAAACUGCAGUCAUCGCAUAAGACUGAUUAACCAAUCAGACGAGCCCCUGUAUCAUAGAGACGGCCUAUGAUACGGCCACCGAGCCUUUGGGUGGUUUGGGGGGGAGCGUUACAGCUGUGUCCAUCAUUCACUGUAAUCAGAAGCAAAGCACGGUGUAUCAAUACUUCUCCUUUCCAGGCAUCACUGGAUGUGAAGUAAUGACACAGUUUUGGUUUCCUCAUGAUCCUGCCUUUAUUUUUAUGCGAUUACUAUUUGUUAUGGCUUAUGUUAAAAAAAAAAAAUUCUGUUGCCACGGGUUACAGAACAUCUCUGUGGCUCGUCCUUGAACUAAGUUACAUCAUGUUGUGCCCAGUCAGCCGCGAGAAGGACUUUUAGUGGUGUUAUGUGGAGGACCUGCUGAUGUGAGGGACUAAUUUUAUUUUGUAGGGUUGAUGGGCUUAAUGACAUGAACAAGAAUAAUAAAAAAGUCAGUGAUUUAUGACUCAAUAAUUCUUAGUAACUAAAGCUGCAACAAUAGGUUGAGCUACAGAAAUGUAACUGACAACUGUUGUUAAUUCAAAAAAAAAUGAGCAUUUGAUUGAUUUUGAGUUGUCAGAAUUUGCUGAUUUUCUUUGUUUCUUGUUUUGUUUUUUCCCCAAUUUGCACUGCUGUCAAAUAGAAUCAAUGAAUGACUGAUGGUAUGAAAACAACAACAUGCUCUACAGUAUGUAAUCAGAUUGGUGAAUGGGAGGAAAAACAUCCAUUAAUCCAAUCCUUUAACUGCUUGUCUCACCUUAGUUGCAGUUGGGCUGAAGCCUAUUCCAGCUGAUACCGAGUGACAGGCAGGAUUUAUCCUGAGCAGAAAGAGAAAAAAAAUUGAUAGAAAUGUGCAGUAAACAAACUCAUUUUACACGGUCGGCCACAUACAGCCCACUUUGAUCUUUGGCCGUAGCAACGAAACUGCCCUUUCUGUCAGUGUAAAGAUGUUUAACUACACAGUUAAUCCCAUCUAAUAUAAAAAGAAGUCCAAUGGCAAUGGUCCAGCUCUUUAUCAGCAGGAAAUGCUAUGAAACCUAUGAAUUCAAAUCCAAAAUCAAUUCCCUCCUUCACAUUUUAUAUUUUCCAAAUUCGAGCAGUGGGCCAAAUUGAGUUCUUUGCCAGACCCAUUCUGGCCCACAGGCCUCGUGUUUGACACCUCUGACAUAGAGAUUAAAGAACCAUCAGUGAUGACAUGGUUUCAUACACUACAGAGAAGCUUAAACUACUCUGCUGUGUUUGUAACAAUGCUUACUGCAGCUACAGCGUUUGGUAAAGACAUGACAUCUCUUUGUUAAUACUGAAGCUAAAGGAGUUUCUUGUAGUAGGGCCGAGGAUCUUUAAUGGGUCUUAAAACUUGACUAAUUGUGACUGAUGUUCACAAACAUGCAGUGAGGCACCUUUCAGGCUUCUUACAGAGAGUACCAGGGUCAGGAAAGUACCUUUGAAAUAUUAUUAC
Messenger RNA from Pelmatolapia mariae (spotted tilapia), 2699 nucleotides. It is a transcript of the gene alg5, whose product is annotated as ALG5 dolichyl-phosphate beta-glucosyltransferase. Gene Ontology annotation, cellular component: endoplasmic reticulum membrane. The coding region runs from base 287 to 1255 and encodes 322 amino acids. The record is from RefSeq and is a predicted model, not a curated record. The transcript is spliced from 10 exons. NCBI's taxonomy places the organism in Eukaryota, Metazoa, Chordata, Actinopteri, Cichliformes, Cichlidae.